CAACUAGCAAGGGCAAACAAAUCGAAUUGCAUUUGACAGCAUUCCAAGCAAUGGAAAAUGUACGUUUAGCCCCGUCAGACAGUGACGAGGAUUUGUACUCUGGUUAUAAUGAAUAUCCAUCAGCAUUUAGUACUAAAGAUUUAGAACAAGAUGAAGUUUUUCAAGAAGCUGUUCGAACAAGCUAUGGCAAGCGCCCUGUUAUUCAUGAUGGAACUGGUACAGCUUUUCGUCCAGUAACAGGUACACAGGAUGGACUGAAUAGACCUAUGACCGCAGUUCGUGGUGCAGGGUACACAAGUCAACGCCCAACCACAGUAUUUGAUCCUUUAAAUCAAGCAUCUAAAUUACCCACUCAGUUGGAGUCAAAGAAGGAAGAAUUGCCAGAAGAAAAAAUAAAGAAACUAGAGCGCCGGAUAAUGGAGUUAAUUGAAGAAGCUUGUGUUGCAAAUAGCCAUGGAGAUCACAGAAGUGCUCUUGACAAGGCAAAAGAGGCUUCAAGUAAAGAGAGAAGUUUGAUUCGAAUGCAGGAGCAAGCAGGCUUGAGCGAAACACACAAUUUGGAUCUCACGUUUUCAGUACUUUUCAACUUAGCAAAUCAGUAUGCAGUAAAUGAAAUGUAUUCUGAAGCAUUAAACACAUAUCAAGUAAUAACAAAAAAUCGGAUGUUUAAUAAUGCUAACAGAUUGAAAAUCAAUAUGGGGAAUAUCUACUUCAAACUAGGUCAAUACCCAAAGGCUGUGAAAAUGUAUCGAAUGGCACUGGACCAAGUACCUAAUACACAUAGAGAACUUAGAAUUAAAAUCAUGCACAAUAUUGGUAUACUUUUUGUUAAAAUGGGACAGUUCAAUGAUGCCUGUUCUAGUUUUGAAUAUAUUAUGCAAGAGAAACCUGAAUUUACCACAGGCCUUCAUCUUAUUCUUUGUCAUUACGCUUUGGGAGAUAAGGAAAAGAUGAAAAGAAGUUUCCAAAUGCUGCUUGAAGUUCCUUUGAAUGAUGAUCCUAGAUCUAAUUUACUUUUGGAAGUCAUUAAAAAUGACUCCCUUUGCAAAAUUGAACGACAAAUGAGAGAAGAAGCCGAAAGAAGUAUUCUGACUGCAGCAAAGCUAAUAUCACCAGUAAUAGAAGAUUCAUUCAGUUCAGGAUAUGAUUGGUGUGUUGAUGCAAUAAAAGCUUCAGUGUAUGCAUCAUUAGCUAAUGAUUUAGAAAUUAAUAAGGCUGUAAUGUAUUUGAAACAAAAAGAUAUCUCUCAUGCCAUUGACACAUUAAAAUCUUUUGAAAAGAAGGAAACUAAGGUUGCCAGUACUGCAGCCACAAAUUUGGCUUUCAUUUACUUUUUGCAAGGUGAAAUAGAAAAGGCUGAAAAAUAUGCUGAACAAGCAAGAGAAGCAGAUGCCUAUAAUUCUGCAGCAUUUGUGAAUCUUGGAAAUUGUUGCAUGGUCAAAGGAGAUCUGGAGAAAGCAAAAGAAUUAUUCAUAUGCGCUUUGGAGAAUGAUGCAUCUUGUGUGGAAGCGCUCUACAAUUUAGGUUUAGUAAAUAAACAAAAAGGAUUGUAUGACGAAGCUUUAGAAUGCUUUCACAAACUCCAAAGCAUUGUUAAACAUCAUCCUGAAGUACUUUUCCAGUUGGCACAUUUGUAUGAGCUUGUUGGAGAUGUUGAUCAAGCUACUGAAUGGUACUUACAACUUAUUGGACUAGUACCAAGUGAUCCUAAUGUUCUACAGAAGAUGGGAGAAAUGUUUGAUAAUGAAGGUGACAAACAGCAAGCAUAUCAGUAUCAUUUUGAUUCUUACAGGCAUUUUCCUUCGAACUUUGAAGUUAUUGAUUGGCUUGGUUCCUACUUCAUUGAAAUGCAAGUUGCAGAGAAAGCUAUUGGAUAUUUUGAGAGAGCUUCACUCAUGCAUCCUGGUGAAGUGAAGUGGAAACUCAUGAUUGCUUCUUGUCACCGACGUAGUGGGAAUUACCACCAAGCUCUCAAUACUUACAAAGAAAUUCAUAAAGCUUUUCCUGAGAACAUUGAAUGUCUCAAGUUCUUGGUACGUAUAUGCAGUGAUCUUGGUCUUGAAGAAGCUACAGAAUAUGCUCAGGCAUUAAAGAAAGCUGAAAAGGCAAAAGAAGUUCGUGAAAGAAUUGGAAGCAGUCGCCCAGGAUCACGACACAGUGGCAGUGCCUUGUCAUCUCGCGGUGGAUCUGCAGUAAUGGGGACUAGUCCCAUAAGUGAUGUCGGGUCUUCAUUUUCUGCUGGUCACAGAGGAGGUAUUAGUCCAGGAUCUCGCAGUCUCCAUGGAUCAGAUAUAAAGCUGGGGAAAAUAAUUGGUGAUGGUGACUUCGAAUUCACUCCAACAAGUCAAAAGGAUAUUGGUGAGCAAAGAGAUUGA
Molecule: messenger RNA, 2375 nt
Organism: Gryllus bimaculatus (two-spotted cricket)
Lineage: Eukaryota; Metazoa; Arthropoda; Insecta; Orthoptera; Gryllidae
Source: the annotation of a GenBank genome assembly